AAUAGUAUCCUCCUUUGACAGCAGGUCAUUCUUGCCUUCUUUUCUUCAGAAGUCUGAUAUAGCCUAGCUUCAACCUCUUGCAUCUCCUUCCUUCUGGCUUCAGCUUUCCGUCUUCCAGACUCGCCCUGCUGCUCAAACAGGUUUUGAGGUGGCCCCAGCCCACUCCUCCCCCAGUAGCUCUAGCUCUUAGGGUGAGUGGAUAGAGAGCCUAGUCCCACCCCUAGGCCCACAUCCCUGAGUCAGAAGGAGAUGUCUCCACCCAAGCCACGCCAAAACCAAGAGGCAGGGAGCUGAAAUUCAGGGACCUACUGCCAGGUGAUGGGAGAAGAAGAAAAGGCAUUGGAGACCUUGGUGAGCAUAGAGCCUGCCCCCCCUCCAGCCUCACCUCCUGUUGGCUGCAGCAGGUACUCGCUCCGAUGUCUUGCAGCCACUAGCAUCAUCUGCGGCUGCUCCUGUCUUGGAGUCAUGGCUCUCGUGUUUGCUAUCAAGGCUGAGGAACGACGUAAGGCUGGGAAACCAGAGGAAGCGUUGUUCUUGGGGAGUCGAGCCAAGCGUUUUGCCGUGGCUGGUAUUGCAGUGUGGCUUGGAGUGCUUGUACUGGGACCCCUGCUCCUCUGGCUUCUAUCAUACGCCAUUGCCCAAGCAGAGUGACCCUACCGUGACAAACCUGGACAGCAUGAAGUUGCCCUGUGGCAUCAUAGGUGGACCUCACCUACAGCGAGGUCCUUCAUCCUGACCAGAAGAACAAGAAGAUUCCCCCAGGUCCUGGAGGGUAUUUAACCACCUUUCAAAAAGUGGUUUCCAGAAACCGUCUCCCUAGCAUGCAGACAACAGAGAACCAAUCAGAUGGGGCUGAUGAUAAGAAAAGGUUUGGACUUGCAUGGACUCACCUCUGCCCUUGGGGCCUUAGCCCAGAAUGGGGUUGGAGAGCAGGCAGCCCUGAUUCCAUUACAAUUAAUU
Molecule: messenger RNA, 960 nt
Organism: Trichosurus vulpecula (common brushtail)
Lineage: Eukaryota; Metazoa; Chordata; Mammalia; Diprotodontia; Phalangeridae
Gene: TMEM265
Product: transmembrane protein 265
Exons: 3
Coding region: 319-651 (110 amino acids)
Cellular component (GO): membrane
Source: RefSeq, a predicted model, not a curated record